Messenger RNA from Sungouiella intermedia, 1080 nucleotides. NCBI's taxonomy places the organism in Eukaryota, Fungi, Ascomycota, Pichiomycetes, Serinales, Metschnikowiaceae. The record is from the annotation of a GenBank genome assembly.
AUGUCGCAAUACAUGAAAGCUGCCGUAUUCCAGAAACCAUAUGUGGUUGAAACCAUUACAAAGCCAAUCCCCCAAAUUUCACAACAAAAUGAAGUAUUAGUAAAGGUCAAAUACAGUGGACUCUGCGGGUCUGAUCUCCACUAUUACCGAGGCCACAUCCCUCUGACUGCUGGUCAGACCAUGGGACAUGAAUUUGUGGGAGCAAUUGUUGAGAAGUCUUCCGAUAUCCCCGAUUCUGUAUUGGCCGUCGGUGAUGAAGUUAUCUCGACUUUCACCAUCCAAUGUGGAGAGUGUUGGUAUUGUCAGCAUGGAUACUCUGGUACAUGUGAAAAAACCAACACCUUCGGCAAGGUUGGCUUGGAUGGUGCCCAGGCAGAGUAUGUGCUUGUUCCAUAUGCAACGACCACGCUAGUGAAGAAACCAAAGUCUACUCCAGAUGCAGAUGACUCAAUUUAUACACUAAUGGCUGACAUUUUCGUCACGGGAUAUUUUGGAGUGAAGAAGAUUGUUGACCACUUCCAGAGCUUACCAAUUAAUGAGAUUUCCGUGUUACAAAUGGGUGCUGGACCUGUGGGAUUGUGUGCGGUGAGGGUUUUGAGACAAUUUGGCUUUAAGAGUAUUGUAGUUGUCGACGGCAUCGACGCACGUUUGCAACAGGCACAAAAGUUGGGCGCAACAGCCACAGUGAACUUCAGGACUGAGCCAGACAAGUUGAAGCAGCUAAUUGCAACUCUCACAGAUAAUAGAGGGUUUGACGCAUCAUUGGAAAUUGUGGGAGCCACCACGGCCAUGAGAACGGCAUUUGAUUCCAUACGGAGAGGAGGAUUCAUCAGCUCUGUAGGAAUGGGUCAUGAGGAGUUGCCAUUCAAUGCGUUGGAGUGCUAUGCUAAGGGUUUGACGGUCAGUUUUGGUAGGUGCAACACAUGGGCACUUUUCCACGAGGCAUUGAAAAUGUUUGAGCAGGUGAAGGAGGACUUCAGUGAUUUCAUCGAGGUGAAACCACAUAUUGAUGAGGCUGGCGUGUACUAUACGAGGUUUGAAAAAGGAGAGGUUUUGAAAGUUGUAUUUAGAUUUCAAUGA